Messenger RNA from Metopolophium dirhodum (rose-grain aphid), 2510 nucleotides. RefSeq names its product transcriptional adapter 2B-like. The transcript has 10 exons. NCBI's taxonomy places the organism in Eukaryota, Metazoa, Arthropoda, Insecta, Hemiptera, Aphididae. Gene Ontology annotation, biological process: chromatin remodeling; regulation of transcription by RNA polymerase II. The record is from RefSeq and is a predicted model, not a curated record. The coding region runs from base 415 to 1521 and encodes 368 amino acids. Gene Ontology annotation, cellular component: SAGA-type complex; nucleus. Gene Ontology annotation, molecular function: transcription coactivator activity; chromatin binding.
AACAGCUCUUUAGCGCGUUCGCGGUGUUUAUUUUUGUUAUGACCCUGACGCCGCGCCACCGACGUUAUCAGCGUUGUACCUCUCAAACGGUUUUCGUCGUUUUUCCGCUGAUAAUUGUCACAGACCGCAGUGACAUUCUGUAAACGCUACGCGCCGCAUAUCGCGGCUCUCCGAAGUGUCGUAGCCCGUAGGCGACCGUGCUGGUGUCGCACAGUCGCAGUCGCAUUUGUCGCAAUCGGUUCGCCGUCUGCGCGAUCUGAGGCCACAUACGACCUGACGUGUCGCACUUGUCUGCGGUUUUCGCGUGAACGUCAGUCUGGAGAGGAUCACACCGGUCGGCGAGAACACGUCUACUUUAUGCCGUUGUUAAUACAUCCGGUUUGUCGCUCAGCACAAAUAUUAUAGAUUAUAACUAUGGAUAACACUUGCACAUAUUGUCAGGAUGUCAUAGACAGUUUAACUGUAAUAUGCUUGGAAUGUUCAUACUUUCAAUUAUGUUUGGCCUGUUAUAGUCAUGGAGCAGAAAUUGGAGAUCAUAAAAAUAACCAUGGAUACAAGUUAAAAGGUCAAAAAUCACCUGGGCAGUAUUUAGUUACAAUGGACGGAUGGACUGGUGAUGAACUCAUGCAAAUUUUAGACUUUGCUGAGCAAUAUUCUUUUGGAUGUUGGGAUGAGUUACCAAAAAACAUAUUAAAUCGAACUCCGUCAGAAAUCAAAUUUCAAUUUGCUAAAUAUUUCUUGGAUGGUACGAUUGGAAGGCUAACAUGGGGUACAAUAAAGAAACCACAGUUAGAAGAUCGUACAGUGAAUUUCAAACUAAAUGAAAGUGUUACUCAUUUAUCUGGAUUAUCUAAAGCUCAGUAUGCUGAAAUUGGGUACAAUCCUAUAAGAGACGAAUUUGAGUUGGAGAAUGAUUUUGACAAUAAUGCAGAGGCAGUUUUAAGUAUUACAUCAGAAUGGAAUGAUUUUGGAGAUGAUUAUAAUCUUGCGUGUAUCGAUAUGUAUUGUGCACGGUUAUAUGAACGUGAAUAUGCCAAAGAAGUUGUUCACGAUUAUCAAUUGAUGGAUAAAUAUUUUUUCUCUAAAGAUAAACCCAAGCGUAGACUAACACCAGAAGAAAGAAGUAUAAUAAGCAUUGAAAAUCAAAUAAAAAAAUUUAGCCGAUAUUUAACAGAAGUUGAAUUGUGGUCAUUAAAUAUACGGCUGCAACAAGAAUAUCUGCUAAAAAAACGGCGUGAAGAACUUAUCUAUUACAGAAAAAAUGGAAUUACAAAAUUAUAUGACAUUGUAAAAUUUAAUCUUUUACAUUAUAGCAUGGUCGUAGAUGAACAAUCUGAACAAUCAUCUUCUGAUGUUCUAACGCCAGCACCCAUCAAACGCGCUGAAAAGAAAAGGAAAAAACGAAAACGACCAAAAUUAUUCCAUAAGAAAAAUCAUGUUUAUCAUCGUACACCUCAAUAUAUUGCUGCUCUCAAUAGAGUAUUGACUCAAAAUAAUGAAACUGAAGAUAAUUCUGAUUAAUAUUAAGGUUCUAAGUUACCUACUAGUAAUAAAGUAAUAACAAUAAUAGUAUGUGAAUAAAAAUUGAAAGAAAGAUAUCUUUAAAAUUGUGUUCAAUAAUUAUUAAUUAAUUAAUUAAUUAAUAUGACUGAUAAAAGUUAUAAAACUUCAAGUAUGAUUACAUUCUGAUUAUACAUUAAAAAUAUAUAAUAUGUUGUAUAUAAAUAAAUAUAACAAAAGAUAAUUUUAACUUUUUGCAUAUUAAAAAAAUAUAUUUGUUGAAUUUUAGUAAAUGACAGUAUUAUUUAAACUCAAAUUACAAUAUAUUUUUGAAUUUGGUUUCUUUUGAUAAAUUAUUUAUAUUAUACAAAAUCACUAUUUUUUUUUUCUAACGUACUAAUUGCAAUAACCCUAAAUAUGUUGAUAUUGUAUGUAAGUGCAAAGUAUACUUAAGUAUAAAAUAUUUCAUUGAACGCAAACAUUUGUAUAAAUUUAAUUAAUUGUUCUUAUCGAUUAAGUAUUAAAAAUAAAUUUGGUUUAAAGUAAAGAUUUAUUAUAAUUUUAUUUAAAUUGUGCUGAAUGUAUUUGGUUUAAUUAUUACUCAAACUCCAAUUAUAUUUAAAGCUGUGUCUGUGAUGUAUUAUAUUAAUGAAUCGAUAAACAAAAUUAAAUUACAUUAGCCAUGUACUAUGUGUAUACUCUUCACUAUGAAUUGUUAUAAAAUGUAUAGUACUAUUGUAUAUAAUAUUAUUUAUAAUUUAUGGAAUAUUAAAAUAAACAUUCAUACCCAACAGAGAACAUAAUAUAACGUCAUAAAGUUUGUAUUUGACAAAGUAAUUUAUUUAAUUAUAAAUACCACAUAUUGUUUUAUUUAUUAUAAUUUGUCUAUAUUUUGUUUAUGUUUAUUCUAUCUUUACUUGCAAUAAUAAUUUUUUUCUUUCAUAAUCAAUAUAUAUUGUGUACCUAUAGUUAUAAUUAAGGCUCAGAUUUUUUAGCUAAAUAAAUGGUAA